AUGACGAAUAACAAGAAUCAAGAGGCAGCGAUAAAAAGUUUGGAAACUCAACAUUGCAAAGCGGUGGUGACAAGGACUGGGCAAAAAGGAAGUAAUAAUGAAACUGAAAAGAAUGUGGUUGAAGAUAAUACGGAAGAGGAGGCUGAAAAACAUGACGGAGAAGAUGAAGAAUAUGAAAUUAUCAAUACUAAUGCUGAAGAAGAGAAUGUGAAUAAAGAGGUCAAAAAGAAAGAAAAGCUGAAAAGAAGAAGCAGUAGAGAAAAGUUGGCAAGCAACGUGAUACCCAGUCAACAUUUACCAUAUCCUCAUGUGCCAUCAAAGAAGGACCACGCCAAGCAAUAUGCAAGUGCCAUAAUAUCACACCUUCCUCAAAAAGCAAGAGACCCCGGAAGAGUCACAUUGCCGGUUACAAUUGGCAAUCAAAAUAUCGGGAAUGGAAUAAUUGAUUUAGGAUCAAGUAUCAACCUAAUUCCUCUAUCAAUAGUGAAGCGGUUGGGAAAUAUUGAGAUGAAGUCAACAAGAAUGACUUUACAGUUAGCAGACAAAUCAACCACUCUACCUUAUGGUGUUGCACAAGACAUGUUAGUGAAAGUUGACAAAUUCUUGUUUCCGGUAGACUUCGUUGUGAUUGACAUGGAAGAAGACAAGGAGUCACCUAUCAUUCUUGGGAGACCAUUCAUGAAAACAGUCCGAAUGAUGAUCGACAUUGAUGAUGGUAUAAUGAAGUUAAGAGUUCAAGAUGAAGAGGUAUGCUUUAACCUCUACGAUGCCAUGAAGCAACCAAAAGACAAGAAUGAUUGUUUUCGCAUGGAUGCUACUGAAGAGAGUGCAGUGGAAGUGGCGAACCACAUUCAUCUAUCUAGCCCUUUAGAGAGAUCUCUUGUUGAAUCUUUCAAUAUAAAGAAGGAGAUAAACCUGUCGUUAUCAGUUCUAAGUUGA
Messenger RNA from Vicia villosa (hairy vetch), 939 nucleotides. RefSeq lists its product as uncharacterized. The record is from RefSeq and is a predicted model, not a curated record. The transcript has 4 exons. Lineage: Eukaryota; Viridiplantae; Streptophyta; Magnoliopsida; Fabales; Fabaceae. Bases 1 to 939 code for a protein of 312 amino acids.